AAGAGAGAGAGAGAGAGAAAAGGAGAGAGAGAGAGAGAGAGAGAGAGUGAAAAAAAGAGAGAGAGUGAAAGUGAGUGAGAAAGAGAGAGUAAACGAGAGAGCGAGAGAGAGAGAGUAAAAGAGAGAGAGAGUCAGAGAGUGAGAGAGAGUGAUUGAGAAAGAGAGAGUAAAAGAGAGAGAGAGAGUGAGAGAGAGAGAGAGAGAGAGAGAGAGUGAGAAAGAGAGAGUAAAAGAGAGAGAGAGAGAGAGAGUCAGAGAGUGAGAGAGAGUGUGAGAGAGUGAAAGAGCGCGCGCACUGUGUGUUUUUGCCUGGUUUCUUAAGGACGCUUUCAGAGACUUGAGACUUCACUAAGAAUAAUUAUGGAGUGAAAGCGGCUGCUAUAUUACCAUCUAUUACAUUAGGGUAAAGUUUUCCGAGGUUAGAGAGUGGGAGCUCUGCGGCUGAGAGAAGAAAAACAGAGGCUCAUGAGGUUAAAACAAAGACCGAGAAGCUGUGAAGUCCCUCACCAUGAGCGAGUCCGACGAGGCUUCGGCUGGCGAAUGGAAGGAGAAGUAUAUGGCUCUGGAAGCUCUGCUCUUGAAGUUCCGUGGACAGAUGAGUGUGAUUCGAGACCUCACCACAGAAAAGAUGCAACAGUUAGAAACACAGGUUUUGGAGGCAGAGCGAAAUGCCUAUGAAGCAAAUCAACAGGUGCAGUGGAUGGAGGUGCGUCUGAAGGCUACCAAUGUGGAGUCUGGUGACUCUGAGCUCAAGCUCUUCAGACGCUGUCAAGACCUUCAUGCUGCUCUGCAGGAGAAAGAAGAGCUCAUAACCUCACUGGAGCAACAGCUAGAGGAGCAGAAACAGGGCCGAAUUCAAGAUGCCAAGAUUGUAGAGGAGAAAGCUGCAAAGAUCAAGGAGUGGGUGAUGCGGAAGUUAAAUGAGUUUGAAGUAGAAAACACCUCCUUGAAGGAAACAAACCAACAGCAGGAGUCUCAGAUAUUGGAACUGAAAAGACAAAUUCAAGUCUUGGAGCAGGCUGUAGGACACAGAGGGUCAGAUCACACUAAACCCGGACAGGCCCAACGCCUCAGCAGCCUGACCUUCGGUUGCUUUCAUGUCCAAGGGAAGAGUCCACAGGUGCGGACCGGCCCCAUGCCAGUUCAGAGGAGCACAUCUGACUGUGGGAAUAAACAAGAUACGGAGACUGAGGCUGUGUGUCCCAGCUCUGGCAUGGAGCCUGAGCAGAAGAAGGAGUGUGACACUGCAGAGGACAUCCUGGCUCACAGCACUGAGGACAAAUCAGAACCAAGGGAACCUAACAUUACCUGUUUAGAAGACACUGACAUACAGCAGCCCAUCUCUAAAAUAUUUUCAUCUCACCUAGCCGGAUCAGAUAAUUCAGCCGAGCACAAAGCCAACGAGGACAUGGUGGACAUUGAGGACGGCUCCUCGGACGAGCUGAACAAGCGCUUUCGCAUGCAGCGUCUAAAUUCUUCGUCCUCCUCCAGUGAGGCCAAUACACCCAGCCCAGUUCUGACCCCAAAACGUCCCACACCAUCCCAGGACACACAUGAUACACCUGCCUCACCCAAGCAGCCUCGUCUGCGCAGCCCCAAUGCCUUUAACGUUGCUCUAGCCAAGAAGCACCUAAGCCAGCCGUCAGUGGUUAGCGAAACAGUCUACGGGAGAACCCGUAAUGCCAUUAGCAUGCUACGCCCGUUGAAGCCACAGGAGCAGGAGAUGGAGACCAGUGAAAGUACAAUACCCAUUGAAGAGCCUUCUAAAACCCUAGCAGAAGACCCAAAGUCCCCUGAUGCAGCUGCACCAUUACCAGGGAACAAACCUCCCACUCCUCCACUGCACAGGUUCCCCUCCUGGGAAAGCAGAAUAUACGCUGUGGCUAAAUCUGGAAUUCGGCUUUCAGAAACAUCACGUACAGAUGUAGCAAAUAAAGACUCCUCCCACCCAUCCUCAUACCCUGCCUUCAUUCUGUACACAUCUCUCGUCUACAGAAAUAUGAACACACCGGUCUACACCACAGUCAAAGGGAGGGUGGCGCUGCUGAGUAACACUCAGUUUUCAGAGGACUCUUCCACCUCAGAGGAAGAGGAAGGUUCAGAGGAGUGUCAUUCAAACUCUGGGGAGGAAGAGAUCAGUUUGCGUCCCUCCAGCUCCAACUGUGCCAAAAGCCAGGAAAGCUCCCUCAGGAGAGCUGUGUCUCUUUCCUCCAUGGCUUCUGAAAGUGACUAUGCCAUUCCUCCUGAUGCCUAUUCUACAGACACCGAGUAUUCUGAGCCCGAGAACAAACUUCAAAAGACCUGCUCUUCCAGUAGCGACAGUGGCAAGAGUGAGCCGAUGGAAAAGUCUGGGUACCUGCUUAAGAUGGUCAAGACAUGGAAGAAAACCUGGAAACGCCACUGGUUUGUCUUGAAAGAUGGAGAACUGAUGUACUACAAGUCACCGAGUGAUGUCAUCCGUAAACCUCAAGGCCAGAUUGAGCUAACCGCUUCCAGCACUAUUUCUCGUGGUGAUGGCAAACAAAUACUUCAGGUGGUGACAGGAAAACAUGUGUAUAAUUUAAAAGCAGACUCCCCUAACCUACUAGAGGAGUGGCUGAUGGUCCUGCAGUGUGUACAGAAAAUCAAAGCAGCCAGUCCCCUGUUUACCCAACCCAGUGUCCGGCCAGCCAUGAAGGGACAUCUAACUAAGAUGAAGCAUGACUAUUCUAAGCGUGUCUGGUGUGCACUUAUUGGAAAGACACUGUACUACUUUAGAUGCCAGGAGGACAAGUUUCCCCUUGGUCAGAUCAGGCUAGCAGGAGCACAUGUGGAAGAACUGAACUCAGAUGAAGACAGUAAGAGUGGACAGUUCUCUCAGUCCACCAUCUCCAUUCAGACCUUGAACCAGAGCCCAACGUAUCUGCACAUAGAUUCCCCACAUGAGAAGGCAGCAUGGCUGUACCACCUGUCGGUGGCAGCGGGCACCAACGUGGGGCAGGUCGGAACUGAGUUCGAGCAGCUGGUUGGCAGAUUGCACAGUGUGGACGGGGAAUCAGGCUCUCAAGUGUGGAGGCAUCCCAUGUUGUGCUUCAGCAAGGAAGCCCUGUCCACCUCACUCACAACUCUGCCCUCGCAGGCCUUACAGACGGAAGCCAUCAAACUUUUUAAGACAUGCCAGCUCUUUAUUAAUGUGGUCAUCGACACUCCAGCCAUAGACUACCACGUGACACUGGCACAGUGUGCGCUGCAGAUGUGUCUCACACACUCUGAGCUGCAGAAUGAGAUCUACUGCCAGCUCAUCAAACAGACACGCAGGAGGCAGCCUCAUGGCCAGCCAGGCCCCCUGCAGGGUUGGCAGUUUCUGGCAUUGUGUGUAGGACUCUUCCUUCCACAACAGCCCAUUCUUUGGCUUCUCCAAGUCCAUCUCAAAAAGCAUGCUGACCCCAGGACAGAGUUGGGAAAGUAUGCCAUCUACUGCCAGCGUUCCAUGGAGAGAACCCAGCAGAAGGGUGAGCGCCAGGCCAGGCCUUCACGAACGGAGAUACUGUCCAUCUUACUGAGGAACCCCUACCACCAUUCGCUGCCAUUCAGUGUGCCUGUGCACUUUUUCAACAACACUUAUCAGGUUGUUGGAUUCGAUGCGUCCACCACGGUGGAGGAGUUUCAGAACCGUUUAAACCAGGACAUGGGAAUGAGGAAGACAGGCCAGUCCGGUUUUAGUCUCUACUCAGAUGACCCCACUGGACAAAACCUUGAACACUAUCUAGAGGGCAGUCUGAUGAUUUGUGACAUUAUCGCUAAAUGGGAGCAGGCCUGUAAAGAGUUACACACAGGCAAAUCCGAGACCAGCAGGACUGUGAAACUCACCUACAAAAACAGGUUGUACUUUUCUCAGCAGCAGAGAGGAGAGACUGAGAGAGAGCGCCUGCUCUUGGCCUAUCAGACUAACGAGGAGAUUGCAGCAGGUCAUUUCCCUGUAAACAAAGAGCUUGCCCUAGAGAUGUCAGCUCUGCUGGCUCAGGUGGAAUUUGGAGACUUUGAGCGUCCUUUCCCAAUUGCAUCUGGACAGGCCAAAUCUACACAAACUCUAAAGCAGGUUCUGGACCGGUUCUACCCCAAGCACUACAGGCGAACCUGCUCAGAAGAGCAGCUAAGGCAGUUAAGUGAGAGGAUCUCUGCCCGCUGGGCGUCACUGAAGGGACGCUGCAACUCCGAGUGUGUGCGGAUAUAUCUGACUGUGGCUCGCAAGUGGCCCUUUUUUGGGGCCAAGCUGUUUGAAGCUGAGCCCCUCUCACCCUCUUCACUGCUAAGCACACGUGUGUGGGUAGCUGUUCAUGAGGAUGGACUGAGUGUGUUGGACUUUACCUCCAUGAAACUUCUAGUGUCCUUCUCCCAUAAGAACAUCGUAACAUUUGGAGGUUGUCGUCAGGACUUCAUGCUGGUGGUGACUCAGAGCUCCGGAAGCAACGCAGCCAGGGAAAAGCCUACUGAGAAGUAUUUGUUCACCAUGAGCACUUUUAAGAUCCGAGAGCUGACGCUUCUUAUGGCCAGCUACAUUAACAGCUCUCAUCAACAAAAGUCAGCAGCACACCAUCUCUCUGCCCCAGCACUGCUGCUGGCCCAGUGUCAGUCUGGAGAGCACCACAGGUCUAAAUCCCCUCCUGCGGGCAGUGGCAGACCCAGCAAAGCCCCCACACUGCUCUGAUGUGCCUUAUACCGGUACAGUCUUGGCACUCGGAAUGGGCUUGUAUUCAAAAUGAAUUGCAACUGCUCUAGGGAACAGGAACUUGGACUAGAUUUGCAUUUUGCUGUGUCCUUCCUUUUUUAUGUGAAUCCGUUAAAGUAUGAAGAACAAUACAUGCUCUUUUUCUUUUUAUGCUUCAUGUAAAAAGGAUGUGAAAAUUUAAGGUCAUUCUCAUGCCACAUAUGUCCUAAAAUAAUUAGGGCCAACAAACCUGCAGAUGUACUAACAGGACUAUAUAUCAUAUCAUUUCAAAGAAAACUAUUUAAAUGUUGGCCAGAAUUUUUUAAUCAGUCAAUGGAUUCAAUGAUUAAGAUCAGAUUAUUUCAGAAAUAUAGAAGUAGAAUCUUUUAAUUUUCUUCAACAUUAAGAAGUUUCAAACAGGAAAAUGAUCAUUAAAGCACACUGUCGAGGUUGGUCUGGUGUUCAUAAAAAAUAAAAAAAAAGCCAUUCCAGUUGGCUCGCCUGGAUUAACCAUGAAUCAUGCUCGAUUUAUGAGGAAUGUGUAGAAACUGAAAGCAUCAAUUUACAACAGUACUUUCUGAAUGACUCAAGCUACAGCAGGGUUUUUGUUGUUUUUUUUCUCACAGGGUAGAUUAUUUACCUCCACCCAAAAAUAUAAGUCUGGGCCACAAGUAGGAAGUGGCAACAUUGUGCAUUGAGAUAAUAAGCCAUGUUUUUGCCAUGUAGUUAUAAGGGGUCUGUAAUGUUUAAAGUCUAAAUAUUUUUUGAAUAUAUUUAUUGUGGAAAUGAGAAUCUGCCGCUCGAGUCCCUUAUGUAUACACUUUUAAAUAAAUAUUAUGUCAAAAAAGGUUAAA
Tachysurus vachellii is the source of this 5541-nucleotide messenger RNA. It is a transcript of the gene plekhh2, whose product is annotated as pleckstrin homology domain containing, family H (with MyTH4 domain) member 2. The transcript is spliced from 31 exons. Bases 509 to 4687 code for a protein of 1392 amino acids. The record is from RefSeq and is a predicted model, not a curated record. Gene Ontology annotation, biological process: negative regulation of actin filament depolymerization. NCBI's taxonomy places the organism in Eukaryota, Metazoa, Chordata, Actinopteri, Siluriformes, Bagridae. Gene Ontology annotation, cellular component: cytoskeleton; cytoplasm. Gene Ontology annotation, molecular function: actin binding.